Trichoderma citrinoviride is the source of this 1767-nucleotide messenger RNA. RefSeq lists its product as hypothetical. The record is from RefSeq and is a predicted model, not a curated record. Bases 1 to 1767 code for a protein of 588 amino acids. Lineage: Eukaryota; Fungi; Ascomycota; Sordariomycetes; Hypocreales; Hypocreaceae. The transcript has a single exon.
AUGUAUGCGCAGGGACCUGACGGCCUGCCAUCAGAUGCAUCGAGCGACUUGUUCGGACAGUUUAUGAACUUUGACGGAGAUGGCGCCACCAGGACCCCCCUCGAUGACAGCCGCGGGGGCGACUCGACGACAAUGGGAGGAGUUCCGGAUUCGUUCUUUGCGAGCCAGACGGCCCCAGGUACUGCCUCGUCGGCCGUCUCGUCGAUAGACGAAUUCGACUUCUUUCCCACCAGCUCCCACAUCGGGCAGACCACAUCCGCGGCGAGCCACGGCCUGGACGCCCAGGAGCUUGCUUUCGGAGUAGCUGCCGAUCCGGCUACCAGCGGAGCCCAUCAGCUCAACCAGCUCAGUCUCAGUCUCAGUCGCAAGUCCAUGUCGGAGACCGAGCUCCAGCGUCUUGAAGACAUCUCCCUGCACUCCCCGCGGAAGAAGAAAUCGUCUGUCUCGCACCCACCGUCUCCCACGCCGCCCAAUACCUCUUCCAGGAAGCCCAAGAAGCUGGUCGAGGCACUGUCCUCCACCCUCCGCAAGGCAACGACGCUCGGGAGACGGAGCAAAAAGCAGCAGCCGCAGCAGCAGCAGCAGCAGCCUCAUCCUUAUCCUCCAACGGACCGGGCAGCAUCUCCCACACUCGACCAUCCUCCCAUGGCCAUCAAGUCUCGAGCCGCACGGAUGCCGAGCACAGGCCAGACCACCGUAGGCAGCGUCUCCUACACGACGCCCUCGCCCACAUCCUACGACAACAGCACGCCGACGUUCCACCCAGUUUUCUGCGAGGACCCUUUUGCUGAGUCGCCGAGAAUCUAUCACUCUCCAAGCAUGCAGUUCUACCAUGGCGCAAUGGAUCCAGCGCCGAUGCAUUCCUCCGCCCGCCGCAUCAAGAGCGAGCAGCAUCUGUACCAGGCAGCGUCAAGCAUGAUGCCCUCCCCGGUCGCCGUCGAUCCCACCUCUCAAGCUCCUCAGCCGGGGGCCUGGCCGCAGCAAAUAAUGAUGGCGGAGCAAUGGGGCGGCGGCGCGAGUGCCGACUUUGCGGCAAACCAGGAUCCAACAUGGUGGGAUCUCGACCUCAAUGCCAGCAUGAACCAAGCAAUGCACUCGCAGCACGGCGAGCUGCCCUACGAAUACGCGCCCCUGCCAGACGCCAACGCAGCCGGCCUCAUGAUUCACAUGCCUCAGCCCCGGCCAGUCGUCACUGACAUUGGCCUCAACGCGCAGACGUAUCUGCCGCCUCCACCGCCGCCCAUUCCGCCUGCAGACCGUUGCAGCCGGCCACCGCGGGCUCCAUCCUCGGGAGCACGGCAUCGCAACUUGUCGUCGUCGCCCAUGCGAAAGACCCGUGGCCCUUCGGCGUCGCCCACGCCGAUGCCAAAUCAGCUGCAGAUGCGCAACCAGUCGCGGCACAGCUCCACGGGGUCCGUCUCGUCCGUCCGUAGCGCCUCCGGGCGAGGCCCUGGAGCAGCGGGAUCCGCGCCCAACACACCGGGCGGCGUACGCAAGCGCAGGUCGCGCGAUGCCGGCGCGGGAGGAGGGGGAGGAGGAGGCGGCAUCGGCUUCGGGGGCGACGGCAUAGGGUUCGUCAACUUCACGCCCAACGACGGCAGCAUUCUGAUGACGGGUGUGGCCCCGAGCGGGAGCUCCAAGACGAAGGCGCGAAGGGAGAAGGAGGCGCAGGAGAAGAGGCGGCGGUUGAGCGAGGCGGCGAUGAAGGCAGUUGCCGCGGCAGGGGGGGACGUGGACAAGUUGAUACAAGAAGGGUUUGUGUUUUGA